GAUACGAACCACACAAGAAGAACCAACUUGUUGCCCCAUCUAUCAGCAUCACGAGAAUGAAAUAAUAGAAACAAGCGAUGCAACAGAUGAACGCAGUCCACUCUCUCCAUAUCAACAUCACUUUGGAAAAUACACAUACAAAAAAUGACCUCUACGACGCAGCAGAGCAGAACUCUCACCUGUGAUUAGGAUUUUUUUCAUCUCUCGAUAGGCAUGGCUAAUUUCAUAAUCUACUAUGUUCCUACUCGGCAUUUGCUUUAGAGUUGCUCUACGAGUGUUGAGAGAAUCAUGUUUGUUCCUCCCUCGACCCGGUUGAGCUCAACUACCAAAAGAUUAGGGACAUCGAUGGACAUCUCGCUUUCUUACAUCGCUCGUGAAGUAUUUUUUUCAACUAUCUAAGGUCUACAUGCAUAUUCCUUCGUGCUCGUUUCCCUGUAAAGCUGUUUCUGUCGCUUGAUAUCUCCUCGCUUUUUUUGAGAACGAGUGUUUACGAGAGAUGAUUGCAUGUGUCAUGUUACGCGCCUCUUUCUGCUUGUGUCCUUCUUACUUAAUAGCUACGUUUUUGAACCUUAUGGCCUUUUGAAUAAGGCCAUUGUUGGUUCUUUGGGGUUGGAUGCGAUUCAUUGGCUGUAGGUCCUGGUAAGGUGGACCGGUGCCCGUGGUCUUGGCAGGAAGGGUUGACUAUAGUCAAUGCGAGCGCCCACCUUCCCAGUGUUCCCCCACCAUGGAACGUGGGGGGAGGGGUGGGACGCCAAGGGCAGAAGCGUCUUUUUUACUAAUUAUCAUGUUACAGUUUUUAUCUACUGGUUCGCGCUCGUCUUUCCUCUUCUACUCCCUGACUGACACAUACGAGUGUUGAGCGAGCGUCUAGUCAUACUUCCUCCUUCGAGC
Molecule: messenger RNA, 891 nt
Organism: Amoebophrya sp. A25
Lineage: Eukaryota; Dinophyceae; Syndiniales; Amoebophryaceae
Source: the annotation of a GenBank genome assembly